UUGAAAUGCUCGGGGAGGGGGAGUGGCCUCGGGCGGGAGGCGGAGCCUGAGGCCAGGAGAGACGGUGAAGUUUGCGUGGUCGUCACUCACUCGCUGACAUUUUCUUCAACGAGCUGAAGCCCACUCAGUGACGACGACGCUUCUGCUGUUGCCAUAGUAACCUUCAUCCUGUCAUCGGCCUAGUCACGCCCCCUCGCUGAUGACUGUCAGGAUUUUGUGACUUUGCAUCGUUUCCCUUCACGCACUUUCCUGUGCUCAACAUCGCCCCUGCUGCUGCCAUGGACAACAUUCCCAGAAGGUGGGUGCUGAAGCCUCUGCUCCCCCCGCUGCAUCUCUCUGACCUACGUCGCACGACGGGUCCGAGCAGAGGUGAAGAUGACGUGUUGUCCCCUGAUGGCCUGGCGGUCCAGCCCCGCCAGGUCACCGUCUCACGGGAUGGGGGUGACAGCGGCGACGAGUGGUAUCCCGGCAGUCCCGGCAGCAGCUCGGGAUCUCGCAGCGGCUUCUACUCGUUCGUGGAGGACCCAGGAAGUCCGGAAGCAGAGCUGAAUGAAGCAUGGAUGGUAAGCCCUCAGCGGCAGGUUCAUCUCACCACCCUGAUGGAGGACAAGGCCUUUAAAGUGCAGACGUACACCAGUGGCAAGAAACCAGAGACUUUGUUUACAGUCUCAGAGUCACAGUACAAAUUCCAACCAGAAAACCACUGCCAAGUAUUUGGGGAGGAAGAAGAGAAGCAACUGAGGAAGGAAAUCAUCCAAAAGCAAGCCCCAAAGAAGAAGUCAACUUUCAAACUAAGUGACCAAGUGAGUGUGCUGGAGAAGCUGGAUUGGAGUCAGCCUACAAGUAUGCUGACAAAAGGUUCCGGUUUAAGCUCCAGUCCCGUCAGACUAGAACCCUCUUUCCCCGUAGACGCUGGGACGAUUGACAGGGCUCAGAUUGACUUCAGUGCAGCUCGGCAGCAGUUCCUGGAGCUGGAGCGGGACAAGCGGAAUUUCCUUGUCAACCCUUGGAGGUCACGUGUGUCCAGUAAGAUGGAGAAAGAGGACACAACAUGCUCUGAAUCUGGUGAAGAUAAAACCUCAACUGGGACUGAGCAGAAGUCAAGCGUGAGGGGAAUACUGAAUGACCCAGGUUUGUUGGUUGUGGAGGACUUGUGCGGUGGGUCCAUCAGUGACAAAGAUGUGUUUGACGACAGCAGUGUCCAAACAACUAGGAAAGAGAAGUCUGAUGUUCACAAUGAAACCCCGAUUGAGAAAGAGAUCCGCUUAGUUCAAGAACGUGAGGAAAACCUCAGACGCUUACGAGGCCUUAAGCACAGUGACGGACUCUCAGAGAUGGUGAAGAUUCACACCAAGCGGGUGCAGUCACCGCUAAUAUCUCACAAGGCCAAAGAGAAGAACCAUGUGAGCUUCAUCAUUCAGCAAGAAAGCCACAAAGAGAAGGUCGAUCAGCAGAGUCCAGAAACACCAAAGGAGCUUUUAGACACAAAGAGACAGUUCCAGGAAGACCUACAGGACCAGGAGGUCUUUUUGUCCCAUUGCUGUCCUCAUAGACACGCUGAGGAAACCUCCUCCUCCUUGUCCAUGAUAUUGCCCGUGUCUCCUCAGCAUGUCCCGUCAUGGACCAGAACUCUUUCUUGGAGAGCCAACCAGGAGUCCACCGGCCUGCAGUGCGGGAAAACCAGUGUCCCAGAUUUCAUCGAGAAGGAGAUCGAAGAGACUUUGCUACGAGAGCAGGAGCUUCAGGAGUCCAGACAGUCUAGAGAGUCCUUGGAGUCCAGACAGUCCAGGGAAUCUAGAGAGUCCAGCGACUCCAGACUGUCCAGAGAGUCUAGAGCGUUUGGAGAGUCCAGAGGGUUCAGGGAGUCCAGCCUCCUCUCUCCCGCUCCUUUAGUGGAGCAGGCAUCGAAGAUGGCCGUCAAGCAGUUGGACCCCACAGAAAACGCAGGCCUGACGGGGACGCCGCCGAGGGACUUCGAGGAGCGACGAGCGCGACAGAGGAUGGACGACACCCCCUACGCCGGAAUCCAGACCAUCGAUGACAUCAACAACCAGGUUGUGGAAUCAACUCGAGUUAUUCGACAUAAAAACCAACGCGCACUCCGCUGGGAGGCGGGUGUCUUUGCCAACCAGCUGGACCAGAAGGAACACAUCGGCCACCGCGUCCAGAUCCAGAUCCAGAACCAGAACCUAGACCACCUAGAUCAACUACUGCAUUGUGGUGAAAUGUAGGAUUGCGCGAGGAGCGGCCUCAUCAAGGGCCACGACAGGCCUUGUGUGGAGGAGGCCGUUAUUUGAUGAUGAGGAUGAAGAUGGCAGUGAUGACAAUGAUGAUGAAGAAGUUCAACAUGAAUGCUGAUCCGUUCAUGCUAUUCUAAAAGGCACGUAUGCUCCUGCUCUCUGUUUCACGGUGCUUGGGCUGCCGGAAAUAAAGCGAGCGUGUGCGCGCGUGCACCGAAGCUACCAACCUCCAUCAACAUUUGCGUCAAUACGGCAUGACGAGUCUCAAACGCAAGGCGGCGUCUCUGCUUUAGACAUGCGACACUUCAAAAUUGAAUUGGCUGUGACAAGACAAAUACGAAAAGAAUCAUUUCAACUGUAAAGACAUUUUAUUUGUCAUGCAGCCUUUGUUUACAUUCCAAGUUUUUGACAUUGAAAGUUUGUUAGUAGCACGUCUGCCUCCCAGCUCAGCGCUUGAGGUUUCCGUUCUGCCCUCAGGCCUUCCGGUGUCUAGUUAGCGUGUUUUGAGCAUAUUCUUCACAAGCUCAAGUGGCUUUUUCCUCACGCAUUCCAAAAACUGAAGAAUCAAUUGUUCACAGGUCUGACUUCUUGGGAACCUGACCAGUAGGGAGGGGUUGUCGCACUCUGCAAAGACAUUUAGAGCAAGACGUCAACUCGUCUCUAAUCGUGCGUUUGCCUUGAGAGGCCGGCAGCAAGAGACGAAAGGCGUCCGUCGCCUCAACUUAUUCCAAUUGGCUGCGUAGCUAAGCGAGGGAGAAAGAUUCCAGGAGGACUUGGAACCCUUUUUUCGGCUCACGGAGAGCGGCCAAUCGUCCCAGCACGCUUGGAGGGUCUCCGUAACGAUUUGCUGCAAAUUUCCACCGCGCACCACUGGCACUACUGUGGUGGCUCCGGAACGAGAGGAUUUUUUUUCUGCCCGUCCACGCUCUUGGUUCUGAUGUGUUCCUUCUGCGUAAAUUGGGCCUAUGAGCUGUCCAUUGGCGAGGAAUAUUGAUUAUUUCAAAGCAUUCCCUCCGCCUUUGAUUUGGGGAAAUUUUAGUACUGUACAGAAAAGGUAUCAAUCACGUCAUCAGCGACGAGUUGACGACUUUCAUCACAUUAGUGUGGACUUAAAAAGAAAAAGUUGUGCAACCCCGACACUGGAAAACAAACAAGUAAAAACCUUGAAAACAGGACAGUUUGUCCCCAAAAUAAGAGACAAAAUCUGUCAGUCAGAUGCAUUUUCUGUAGCGCUUCUCCACACAACGGGUCGCGGGUGUGCUGCCACCCAUCCCAGCUAUCUUCGGGCGAGAGGAUUGGUCACCAGUCAAUCGCAGGGCACAUAGAAACAAACGACCAUUCGCACUCACAUUCACACCUUCGGGCAAUUUAGAGUCUUCAAUUCAAUCGACCUCGCCCUGUUUUUGGGACGUGGGAAGAAAGCGGAGCGCCCGGAGAAAAGCCACGCAGGCACGGGGAGAACACGCAAACUCCACACGGGCGGGGCCGGGAUUUGAACCCGCAACCUCAGAACUGUAGGGCACAUGUGCAGAUGUCUUCAGUAGGAAUAAGGUAAGAUUUGGCUUUUUUUGCAGCGUAUCGACCCGUCGGUUGUUUGUCUGUACGCACCCCGAUAGCGACUGGCGACCAGCUUCUCGCACGAAGUCAGCCGGCAUAGGCUCCGGCCGACCUUGCGAGCGAAGAGAGGCGCUGUGGAAAAUACAACGGACGGAAGUUUGUUGCGUUCUGGCGUCAUCGUGCGGCUAUUGCUCGCCUUUGAUUUGGCGGAGGGCUCCAACUGGUUCGUAGCUGAGGCAACAUCGUCGGUUAGCCACCGAGUGACGCUGACUGGCUAAAGUUGGGAAUUCUUUUUGAUGCGCUACUUCCUGUAUUUGCCUCCUCGCCCACUGUAGCUCCGCCCCUUCCUGACAUCCAUCCAUCCAUCCAUUUUCUGAGCCGCUUCUCCUCACUAGGGUCGCGGGCAUGCUGGAGCCUAUCCCAGCUGUCACCGGGCAGGAGGCGGGGUACACCCUGAACUGGUUGCCAGCCAAUCGCAGGGCACAUAGAAACUAACAACCAUUCGCACUCACAGUCAUGCCUAUGGGCAAUUUAGAGUCUCCAAUUAAUGCAUGAUUUUGGGAUGUGGGAGGAAACCGGAGUACCCGGAGAAAACCCACGCAGGCACGGGGAGAACAUGCAAACUCCACACAGGCGGGGACGGGGAUUGAACCCCGCACCUCAGAACUGUGAGGCUGACGCUCUAACCAGUCGCCCACCGUGCCGCCCCCUUCCUGACAUUCAUUUUGUUUUCUUUUGUCUCACUAUGGCAACAAAUUUGUCACACAAACAAUGAUUUACCUCCACCAAUCGGACAACAGCGCACGCACACUCAUGCUUAGCAUCACCAUAGCAACUGAGCACAGACACGUAUACAUAGACGCCGUAGUGGAUGUGGCCGAUGGGCCCGUUCGCUCAUGCACGUCCACGGACUGAACUUCAGAAAGUGCCUCUCAUUCCUCCUCUUUUAAUCUGAUGAUUCGAAAUGUUGAGGGUAGGGUUAACCACCAAUAAGUACUCAUAUGAGUGUUUAGAGCGACUCAUUUAUGUAACACUGCAGUUACUGUAAUGAUACGGUGAAAUGUAACGAACUAGAUCCUGAAUUGCAGAUGUGACAUGAGGGCUUUCUGAAUAAAGAACACAUGUUUAUAUUUA
This is a messenger RNA of Phyllopteryx taeniolatus (common seadragon), 4931 nucleotides long. RefSeq names its product mitotic spindle positioning (gene misp). The record is from RefSeq and is a predicted model, not a curated record. Lineage: Eukaryota; Metazoa; Chordata; Actinopteri; Syngnathiformes; Syngnathidae. The transcript is spliced from 5 exons. The coding region runs from base 279 to 2231 and encodes 650 amino acids.